GUGCGGCAUUGCGUCCCUGGCUUCGAACGAGAAGAAGAAAAGAAGCGGCAGCGUGGCAGCGGCUGGCGGUUUGGAGCGAGCACUGGGCUUCACAAAAAUCCGAAGCGGAAACAAGUCAAGCGACAAUGGGAAUCCCAGGAUUCUUUUCGUGGAUCAGCAAAAAAUACCCGUCCAUUGUCGCCCGCUGCGUCGAGGAGAAGCCAACCAUUGUUGAUGGUGAGGUGGUUCCCGUGGACACAACCAAGCUGAACCCGAAUUAUGUAGAGUUCGACUGCCUGUAUGUUGACAUGAACAGCAUCGUCCACAUGUGCUCGCAUCCAGAGAAAAGGCCGGCUCCGAAAAACAACGACGACAGGCUCAAAGCGAUGUUCGAGUACCUCGACCGCAUCUUCGCCAUCGUUCGGCCCAGGAAACUUGUCUACAUUGCCGUGGACGGUGUGGCACCAAGGGCAAAGAUGAACCAGCAGCGCUCCCGUCGCUUCAAGGGCGCCAAGGAUUCAGAACAGUCCGCCCAGCAGAUGGCGCAGCUCCGUGCAAAACUCGUGGAGCGAGGCGCUCGCCUGCCGCCCGAGCGUGAACCCUUCGACAGCAACUGCAUCACGCCAGGCACGGAAUUCAUGGAGUUGGUGAACGAUUCCCUCCACUUUUACAUCCACCACCGGCUCAACUACGAUCCUGGCUGGAGGGACAUCGAGGUCGUCCUUUCCGACUCCACAGUUCCCGGCGAAGGGGAACACAAAAUUAUGGAUUUUAUUCGCGCCCAGCAAGCCAGCGAGAAACAUGAUGCCCAGACAAGGCACUGCCUCUAUGGUCCAGAUGCCGACCUUAUCAUGCUGGGGCUGCUGACGCAUGAGCCCCAUUUUACCAUCAUCAAGGAGGACCCGCGCUACAAUCAAGCCAAGUUCUGCAAACUCUGCGAACAACCCAACCACGAGAAGGAGCAAUGCCGAGGCCUUCCCGACGACGACGGGGAGUUGGUGUCUGCACCCGAAGUGUCAUUCAUUUUUGUCCGCGUCAACGUCCUUUGGGACCUGCUGGCACGUGAACUUCGCGUGAAGGACCUUCCCUUUACCUUCGUCGAGGAGCGAGCCAUCGAUGACUGGGUAUUCCUAUGCUUUCUAGUCGGAAACGACUUCCUGCCCCCUCUGCCGUCCUUGUCGAUCAGCGAACGUGCACUGGAAAGGCUGGUCAACGUGUAUAAGGAGACUCUGCCGCAGAAUGGUGGGUACCUGACGAAAAGAGGCUGCGUCGCGCUCAAGCGACUGGAAGUCCUCCUGAAUGAAAUCGCCAAAUCUGAAGAAUAUAUUUUCAAGCAGCGCCACAGACAGGAAGUCAGCAUCAAGGCAGCUGCAAAAGAAAAGGCAGAGAGGAGGGCGGAAGCUGACGAGGAAGAGAGGCAGGCGCUGUCAACUAACGAACGGCUCGCUGACGUCAAGUACAGCAAACUCAUGCCUCCGCGUGGCGUCAAGCGCCCAGUCGAAAGCGACGACAGCGACGACGAUGACUCGUCUGAGGACGAAGUGCGGCUUUGGGAGGACGGCUGGAAGGACAGGUAUUACGUGGCGAAGUUCGACGCCAGCCCGGAGAACACAGCGUUUCGCCAGAACUUGGCCCGUGAAUACAUCAAGGGACUGUGCUGGGUUCUGCGCUACUAUGUACAAGGCUGCGCAUCGUGGACGUGGUUUUUCCCACACCUGUACGCGCCCUUCGCGUCGGACUUCGACAACAUGGGUGACGUCGCCAUCGACUUUGACCCCGAAACAGAACCCGUUAAGCCUAUGGAGCAGCUCAUGAGCGUCCUGCCUGCAUCCAGCAGCCGAUUCCUUCCCGAGCCUCUUGCCGACCUCAUGGAUGAUCCUAGGUCUCCCAUAACGGACUUUUACCCGCUCAACUUCAAGAUAGACCUCAACGGCCACAGGCACGACUGGCAAGGUGUCGCCCUCCUGCCUUUCAUUGAAGAAGACAGGCUUCUCGACGCAAUCAGAACAGUGUACCCGCUCUUGGACGAUGACCAAGCCAACAGGAACUCUGAGGGCGACGACAUAUUGUACGUCCGCGAGGGCCAGCCAGCCUACGACUCCUUCGCCGCAACCUACGAGGAUUGCGACGACUACGACAAGGUUGAACGCACCGUGACUCAAGUAUUAGGCGUGUACUGUGGGCAUGUCAAGGGGGCUAUUAUAGGCUGGUGGAUUCACAACGAUUCCAACAAUGUUCUUUACCUGCGUCUCCCAUGCUCCCCGUGCCUUGAGCUACAGUUACCGUGA
This is a messenger RNA of Rhipicephalus sanguineus (brown dog tick), 2267 nucleotides long. RefSeq names its product 5'-3' exoribonuclease 2-like (gene Rat1). Gene Ontology annotation, molecular function: 5'-3' RNA exonuclease activity; RNA binding. Gene Ontology annotation, biological process: nuclear-transcribed mRNA catabolic process. The record is from RefSeq and is a predicted model, not a curated record. Bases 126 to 2267 code for a protein of 713 amino acids. The transcript is spliced from 24 exons. Gene Ontology annotation, cellular component: nucleus. Lineage: Eukaryota; Metazoa; Arthropoda; Arachnida; Ixodida; Ixodidae.